Oncorhynchus gorbuscha (pink salmon) is the source of this 957-nucleotide messenger RNA. It is a transcript of the gene zwilch, whose product is annotated as zwilch kinetochore protein. NCBI's taxonomy places the organism in Eukaryota, Metazoa, Chordata, Actinopteri, Salmoniformes, Salmonidae. The record is from RefSeq and is a predicted model, not a curated record. Gene Ontology annotation, cellular component: RZZ complex. Gene Ontology annotation, biological process: protein localization to kinetochore; mitotic spindle assembly checkpoint signaling.
GCAGCUGUUGUCUUGGUACACAAUGUCUCAGAACAGCAUUGUAUCUCCAGCGGUGUCCCCAGCCGACCUGCUCCCUCCAGCGGUCUCCCCAGGCCCCCUGCUUCCUCUCUGGGUACGUUGUGACAUGGCCGACCCUGCUGGUACCACCUGGCUAGGAGCAGAGACCGCCUGCACCGGCAACAAAGUCUCUGGGGUCAAGCUAUACUCCGUCACAUGUGCAGGUUCAACUGUGGACAAGGGCGCAUUCAUCACUUUAGAUGAGCUGAAACAGGAACACAAGAGAAGACAUCAUCCGUCCAUGAUGGUUGCAAGAGGCACAGCCCAGUACAACCUGUUUGGGUCUACUGUGGUGGAGAAAACGACUAUCGAAUCUCAGAGCAGUGUCACAGUGGACUUCAGAUGGAGCCACGUGGAGACGAUCCUGGAGACUCCACCUCUCUCCUCCAUGGCCACUCUGAAUAUCAAGGUGUCCAGUGGCGACAUGAGAAGUCCCAUGUAUCCGUUGUACAGGGAGCUGGAGUUUCUACAGAUGCUGGCUGAUGGUCUGAGGACCGGAGAGACUGAGUGGAUGGAACCUGUGGAGACCAUGUCUGCUGUGCAGUUGACAAGGGAGUACCUGGAUGAACUGCAGAACACUGUAAAGACUCUGCAGGAUCAGUCUACCAAAGAGGCAGUGAAGGUGAAGACAGAGAUGGGAACAUCAGAGACAGAGAUAUUCAACUCUCUGAUGGAGAGAGGAGAUCUGGACUUCAUAGAACAGCUCUGGGUUCGCAUGAGGAACAGUGUGACUUCCUAUCAAGAUGUCGGAGACUGUCUGAAAAUGGUCAUCAAAGCUUUGCAGUAUGGUGACAUUAAACCAUGGGUUGGAGCUGAUGAUGCGUUUGUAGUACUGAACCGAGGCUUUUGGGUAACGUGGUUUAUUCUGGUUCCUGAAGUCUACGUAGUACAGGCCGAACC